Pantherophis guttatus is the source of this 1178-nucleotide messenger RNA. It is a transcript of the gene GINS3, whose product is annotated as GINS complex subunit 3. NCBI's taxonomy places the organism in Eukaryota, Metazoa, Chordata, Lepidosauria, Squamata, Colubridae. Gene Ontology annotation, cellular component: GINS complex. The record is from RefSeq and is a predicted model, not a curated record. Gene Ontology annotation, biological process: mitotic DNA replication initiation.
GCGGGAUCCGCCCCCGCCCUUCGCAGCCAAUGGAAAAGCAGCAGGCGCCUGUGGCCGCUGCGCAGGCGUACGGGCUGCUGAAAGGUUCUGAAGGCGCCAUGGCGCAUCCCUACGCGCCAGUGGAGGCCGCGCUCGGUCCUGACGAGAGCUUCCUUUCGCUGGCCGACAUCCUUAUGUCGCAGGAGCGGCUGCCGUGCCGUGCCGAGGUCGCCUGGCCGCGCUUGGCUGCCUUCCUAGCCAGGGCCGACGCGGCCGCUGCGCCCGACAAGGCGCUCCCAGAGGGUUCAAAGUUGGAAAUCCCUCUCUGGUUGGUCAAAGGCUUGUAUGACAAGCGGAGGAUUCUUUCUGUGGAGCUACCAAAGGUUUACAAGGAGAGCUGGCGGACAGUGUUUAAUGCCGAUGCCAGUGUGGUUGACCUGCAUAAAUUGGGGCCAUAUUACUAUGGAUUUGGGACCCAGUUACUCAAUUUUGACAAUCCUGAAAAUACUGAAUUAGCUCAGUCCAUACUACAGACAUUUAUUGGCCGUUUUCGUCACAUCAUGGACUCUUCCCAGAAUACUUUCAAUGAGGACACGUCUGCGUUGGUGGCUCGGCUGGAUGAGUUGGAGCGGGCCUUAUUUCAGACUGGCCAGAAGAGACUCCAGGACUUCCAGUGCUGGGAAAUGGGUCAGGCCUCCCAGAUCACAGUAUCUAGCCUCAUCCAGAAUUACAAAAAGAGAAAAUUCACUGACGUGGACAGCUGAGAUCACAAAGUCUGGAGUCUCAACAUCUUUCUUAUAUUGUGGCGACCAAAACUAGAUGCAAGUGUGGUCUUACCAAGGUAUUACAAAGAGGUAUUAUAAAGACUUAUAAAGGAUUAUAAAAACUUACAACAUCUCAUAUAAAAUUUGAAACAAUUAAGAACAUAACUGAAUGGAGUUCCACGCUGGAGGCUGCUGCUGGAUUGAUGGCAAACUACCUCCCCAUCCCUUGCUCUCUGCUCUCCACCUGUCCAUCUUUCUGUUAUCAUAUUGACAUAUUCUUGUGUUCGUUUUCAUCGUUUAUUUUAUUCUGAUAUUUUACUUCUGUUUACACUCCUUUCAUUUUCUUCCUUUUUAUUUUUGUAAGCUACCUAGAGUAGCCCCACAGUGAGAUAAGUGGCAAUAAAUAAUCAUAAACAUAGAUGCCAGACAAAAACA